This is a messenger RNA of Pomacea canaliculata, 6372 nucleotides long. Its product is annotated as echinoderm microtubule-associated protein-like CG42247. Gene Ontology annotation, molecular function: microtubule binding. The coding region runs from base 1 to 4044 and encodes 1347 amino acids. Gene Ontology annotation, biological process: intracellular signal transduction; microtubule cytoskeleton organization. The transcript has 24 exons. The record is from RefSeq and is a predicted model, not a curated record. Gene Ontology annotation, cellular component: mitotic spindle. NCBI's taxonomy places the organism in Eukaryota, Metazoa, Mollusca, Gastropoda, Architaenioglossa, Ampullariidae.
AUGACGGACGCGUAUCCGUACCACGACAGACACGAACUGAUACAACAGAUCCAGCGACAUCAACAGGAGCGGCAGCUGUCGUCUGUAGACUACAAUCAAGACGACGACUGGCCAUCUUCGAUAAAAGACGCCGACGAGAGCGCAUGGGAGCAGUACGGCGACGAGCACUCCCCCCAACAUGAGGAGAGGAGGGCGCGCCAGAGGGGAAGGACACGCGUGGACGCAGACACCAAUCGGCGGUUGGAGCUUAUUCGACAGCUCAACCAGCGGGCAGAGGAAGAAUUCAAACGAAGGAUCGAGGCAGAGGAAGAUGAAAGGAAUGAUGGAGAGAAUGAUGAGGAGGAGGCGGAAGAAGAGAAGAGAAAAGACAGGUGGGAUGUUCUUGACAACGAUACCGAGGACUAUGAAAAUGACAACAACGUUAACACCAAUUUUUACGCGAGAAGAGAGAAUGAGAAAACACGAAGGAAGAAGGACAAGAGCAGACGCAUCAGGAGCCGGGGUUCCGGUGACGUCAGACGCCGCAGGCAGGUGUCCGAGCCGCAGCGACCACACUACCCACCCGGACCACGCAGCGAGCCGGCGUACAGUCGUGAGGUAACGCCAGGUAAAGCCCCAUACCGCGCCUCUAGUCUGCCACCACUCGGUUUGGACGACGCCAGCAGCAUUAGCAACAACAACGACGACGACGGCCUGACCACCUCCAGAACCGUGUCCGAUGAUCCUGGAGCUUUCUUCGACCGCUACGCUCGUCGUGCCACCCGUGCAUCUGUGCUGACCAAGGCGGAGGAACUUUUGCUGCGAAGGAAGUCGCGUCCCUUGACCAACAUUUCCGAAUCGGACGAUGAAGGCGACGACGCUGCGACGAUGAUAUCGCAGAGGAUGCACGCACAGCGGCACGCCGCCAGACACCCUCGCCGCCAGAAGAACGACGACGAAUUCGAGGAACAGGACAACGAAGAAGAAGAAGAGGACAACAGCGAGAAAGAAAACAGUGUAGAUGAAGGCGAAGUGACUGAUGGAGGUCGACGAUACGCGGGUGCAGCAGGUCGCACGAGGAUGUACGACACCAAGGCAAAGGUGAAAGAACGCAUGCGCACUUUGGGCCACGAUGGGUUCCGAAAAAAUCGACUGCAACAAGCAAACGCCAGGAUUCAGAGACAAAGACAGAGACUACCUUACUCAAAGGCCGCCGCCCAGUCCUUCAGUGACUAUGACCGCGAGUCCUCAGGUACGGAUGAUGACGUCACAGAGUAUGGUGGUUACGAUGGCGACGGGCGCUACGAGGUUCCACAGACACGACUUCCGGAAGCAGCACUAUUUAGUCAAGACCGGGACAGAGACCGGGACCAGACCAAGAAACCGAGGCGUGUCUGGGUUUACCGCAAUGCAGAUGAAAAUUUCAAGGGGAAGCAAGUUCUGAUUACACAGAAAGAGUAUCCUAACUUCGAGACGCUUCUAGUCAAACUGGGCAAUAUUGUUCCUACUGUAGCAGGUGUGAGGUACAUCUUCAGCUGGCCAGAAGGCAAAGAAAUUAAAUCCAUAACGGAACUUCAAAACAACAGGUUCUACGUCUGCUCAAGCGUGAACCGUCUACAGCGGGUGAACUAUGGCAACUCCCGUGAGCAUUUCUGGAAAGGUGGGAAAAUACGACAUAACGAAAAGCAUCUGUUUACAAAAGAAAACGGACAGCUUGUGACGCAGUCGCCUAGCAACCAGCGACCGCACGUGAUCACAGUCAUCAGCAACAUGUACCGAGACAGCAGAGAGAAGCUCAUCCUCAAUCCCAACACCGCCCAAAAUUUUGAAGACGUCCUGCAGGACCUCCAGAACAUGGUCUUCAUCCCUCACCCACCGGUCCGGGCGCUGUGGACGGAGGAGAAGCCACACAUUAAGGUGGAAGGGUUUUCGCAUCUGUUUCGGGAGCUCAAAGACCACAAAACCUUUCUUGUCUGCGGAGAAGAGCGGGAGCCAAGGGAGCCACGGGAGCCCGCCAAGCGAACGUUGCCUAGCAGCAACUCUUCCAGCGACUCGGUCACCGGAAAGAGAUCUCUGCGCAGGUCCAAGCAGGCCAAAGCGGACACAGCGAGACUCGAUUCCUUGUCGCCCAUUCGUCGAGGACCUCCCGUUGCCAAACGCACGGAACCUCUCCGCGUAGAAAUCAACGGCAGGCAACGAGAUUUCUUCUUACCGUCCAUGCCAGCUUUAGAAAACGAUGGCUUGAAGCCAGACAAGAAACUGCGACUCGACUGGGUCUACGGCUUCCGGGGUCGCGAUGUCAGACAGAACCUGGUGGUGCUGCCCAACACGGGGGAGCUGGUGUACUUCGUGGCGGCCAUCGUGGUGCUGUACGACCGACGCACGCACACACAGAAACACUACACCGCACAUACUGAGGAAGUCACGUGCCUUGCCAUUCAUCCCAGAGAGCCAUUCAUAGCGUCCGGACAGCUGGCAGGACGGGACCCAGCAGGCUCUGCUCACGUGAGGAUAUGGCACGGGAUUACCAUGAGCACACAGGCUGUGAUAGGCAUAGGCGUGUUCCAGCAAGGUGUUGCCUGCAUAUCCUUCUCUGAGAAAGAUAGUAACGGCAACCUGUUGAUGACCAUCGACGAGAGCGACCGUCACGUGAUGAGUGUCUGGGACUGGCAGAGGGAGACGAUGGUUGCCAAGACAACGACCACCAACGAUCCAGUGGUGUCGGGCUGCUUCUAUCAGUUCGACGACAGCAUCCUCAUCACAUUCGGCAAACAACACAUGUACUUCUGGACCGUCUUCUGGAAGAGGUCGGAGAGCCGCAUCCUUAGAGACAAGAAGAGUGGACUCUUCGAGGACGAGAUCCCCAAGUUCGUGACUGCCGUCUGCUUCGGGGUUAACGGCGAGGUCAUCACCGGCGACUCCACGGGCUCCAUCCUGGUCUGGCAGCGGGACGACUCCAACAUCUUCACCAUCGACCGCCAGGUCUCAGCCUCAAUGAAGGAGGCGCACAAGAAGAGCAUUUCCUCCCUCGUCUUGUUGUCGGACGGCGUGCUGUUGUCUGGCGGAGGGAGUGAGAUCAAGGCGUGGGACAGCCUCAUGCGCUUCAAGUUGAUGAAGGAGCGAGUGCUGCCCGAGAUGUAUGGAUCUGUGAGGACGGUCGUCCCCCAAACAUCCAACGGCAAGGACGGCUUCCUGUUCAUUGGCACGUCCAAAAACAUCAUUCUGGAAGGUUCACUGCAACAGAAGUUCCGACCAAUCGUGCAGGGCCAUUGCGAGGAGCUGUGGGCAGUGGCGUCACAUCCGUCUGAGCCUGCGUUCUACACGGCAGGGCAUGACAUGUCAGUUAUGAAAUGGUCGGCACUGUCCCAUGCCAUCAUCUGGAGCACACGAGAUAAAAAACCCUGUACCAGCAUAGCCGUGGACUCGAGAGGUCAGAUAGUGGCCGUGGGCACGACCUCAGGAAAGGUCACACUGUACAGCGCCAAGAACGGCGAGGAGACCCAGUCGGUCAAGGUCGGGGCGGCUCAGAUCAACGCCAUCAGCUUUUCUCCAGUUUUCUCUGACCCUAGCGGGAGGCAGAUUGCAGUAGGGACACAUGAUGGCUUCCUGCACUUACUGGUCCUCAACGGCGAAGGAGAGCUCUACAGGCACCAGUCGGCGUCCCUCGGGCAACAAAGUCCAGCCUUCGUCAUGCACUUAGACUGGUCCAGCGAUGGGCGCUUCAUCCAAACUGUACUUGGAAAUUAUGAACUGGUCUUUUGGGACUCGCAGACGAUGCAGAAAUUAAAGUCAGGAAGGACACUGAGGGACGCUGAGUGGGCAAGUUACACCGUGCCUGUAGGCUACCCGCUUAUUGGGUCCUGGCACCACAUGGAGCGGGGGGAAGUGGUCAACGUCGCCUGCCGUUCGUACUUCCAUGACUUCAUCGUCACGGGCGACAGCCGCGGCCGCCUCCGUCUGUUCAAGUACCCCUGUACUGUAGCUAAGGCCGAAUUUCGUGAGGUAAGCCCUUCUCUUCCAACACCACAGCAGCUGUAUUACUGGCAGACGACACGCAUCUUCUGACUUCCGGUGGAAGCGACGCGGCGCUCGUGCAGUACUCACUUGUAGAUAGAUAAAUAUGUUGGAGCAUCUAGCUGUUGUAUUUUUAAAGAACACUCUUCUGACGAAAUAUAAUUGUCUCUCUUGUGUUACUCCAUGAUAAACUUUUAACGACUCAAACAUCAUCACGAAUGUACGAGAAGCAGUCAAAUGAAACGUAGUGGACAUCGGGCAGAUGUAAGCCCAGCCUCUGCUACGUUUCAUUUAACUGCUGCUUAUCUGUGUGUCCCUUUUGUUAGUUGGAAGACAAGAAGUCGUACUCUCUGGCUGAUGACAAGAUAUGAUAUCAGUUGCUGUUUGAAGGCCAUGGGUUGGAGUGUUUUUUUAUGUUUCCCUCGCUCAUCUAUUUCAUUAUUUAUGUUGUCCCAGAGAUGUGAUAGAAUGUCAAUCUGUCGUCUGCUGUUCUCCUUUGUACGCCAAUGCAAGAGAUCAAAAAGCAGCAGCACAUCAUCGUUUAGUGCCUUCUACCGUGCCCAAUCAGUCAUGGUUGGACAGACUUUUUUGUCUGUAAAUAUUCCUGUUAAGAUUUCUACUUUCCUGCAGAACAGCGGAAAGUCCAGGUAACCUCAUUACAUUGUAUCCCUCAUCAAAAAAUAACCCCAAAAGGGUGACUUCAUGUGACUUUGUUUUGUUGUUUUUUUUUUUUUUUUGGUACAUUUUAAAAACUGUUUUUGUGAAAUGGUGUGGUUGGGGUGAAUGUUGAUCGUGUACUGUCGUUAGGUGAUGAUUAGUAAGGGCCACAUUCUUGUUCUGAAACUCUCAUGGACUAAAUACCUAAAUUUCUCUGCCAUGUUCCUCCUGACCUUUUUUUUUAAUUGUUCUCAUUUGAGUAUUGUUACUGAUGUGUGUCGCUCCUUGUCAAGAAUACUUUCUCUUGAUACGUUUUGCCCUCACGCCCUACUACAGACUCUCAGUGCGAUGAGACGGUGAGAUGAUUCAGUUCUUAGUAUUCGUUACUAAGACAAACACUGUGAUAUUUUACAACUUUGUUCUAUUUCAAGCGGGUUUUGUAACACUCACUAUUUUAUAAUAUGUCCUGUCAGUGUUGUUCCUGUGAUAUUUAUACUGCUGCGAUGUCAACAGACGAGACAUGUUAUCAUCGAGUGUCUACUCUCCUUCUAGGAUAUAAACUGUGAUUGUUGUGUAUGUCGCACGUUGUCAAGUGAAUACCACGACUCCACAAUAGUUUGUCUUUUAUUACUUUAUUACUUUCAUUGAUUUAUUAUUUACUUGUAGAUGCACUGAUAACAAUUGUCUUCUAUCUCAAGAAGCGAAAAAACUCGUAUGCUUAGCGAACAGUGUCAGCUAAAAUUUCCGUUACAUGAUACAUGAUUGAUAAGGUCGUGACAGUUCACAGAGCGGGUCACGCUCUAUCGAACCAUGACACGUGGAGAUGGCUCACGGUCUGUUUCUCUGCAGUAGGUACCAGGCAGGGAUAUUGUCAGAGAGGAAAAAUAAAACUUUUAUUGAUAAUCUAGUGUAGGCAUUUAUACCAGAUAGUCUCUAUAUUACCUGUUCUAUUGUCAGAAAAUUGGACCAAGUCUUCUGUAAAAAAGUGUUCUGGAAGUUUAGCAAACAACACUUUUCUGCAGAUUGUAUAACAAUAAAAAAUAUAUGUGCCAUGUACAGGGUGCAUUCCCAGUUGGAUUUUUAUGUCCUCUUGUUUUCUGAUGUAAAGAAGUUUAUUGAUUGCCUCAUUAAAAGGUAAUGGCGGGUAGGCGUGGGACUGCAUCGAAAGCGAUCAGUAAAUGUAGGACAAGUCCCAUUACAUUUUGCUGGCGAAGUGGCGAUAUCGAAGCAGAUGUUUACUCCCCACUUUGACCUGCACGUGCCUUGAAAGCACUGGACUCUCCUCCAAUCGUUGUUAAAGAUGUGAAGAGCACGUCUGGGGUAUCGAACGUUCUCGGUGUCAUGAAUGCUUUAGUGGUUGGUAUGCUUGUUUCUCCAAGUUUUGUCUCGUCAACAGAAUCAUGAACAGACUGUGGCAUGUUCCUCCCACUCAUCUCGUCAGUCCACAGCUUAAAAGGGUAUCCGUCCGUUUGGUGUCAUCGUCGCUCGAUAAGGUCUCGGGAUCAUUAGGAAGUUGUCUUGUUAUGACAUGUUAGCAUCAGCUCUAUGAUGUCAUGGGUUUGGAUGGCCUCCCUUUUAUCUUUAAUGCCACCCGACCUUGAGUUGUACCGAUUUCAUAAACUUACCAUGUUGAGUUCCUUCCCCAGCCCCUUUCCUCAUUUUUCUCUUUAAUCUUUGAAAAUAACUCAAAAACACAUAAAUGAUAUGAAAAUAAAGAAUGUG